UUGCCUGCCUGGACCAUGACGCAUUCAAACAAGCUCCCAGACAACGCGGAGAGAGGAACAGCGAGAUUCCUGAAGCAUCAGCACGCACACCUCUACUCAUCGAGUCUCCAGCAGACCAUCAUGAACACCAGAAAAUCAUCCAUCAUGCUGUUUUUCUGCCUGUCCUUCUUGGUUCUUGCAGAAGGACAGAGCAUCUCCUCCGCAGCCUUGUACUGCCGCUGCAUCACCAAGAGACCCAUGGUGCAAGAGAAGAGAAUCCGGAGGCUGGAGGUCUUCCCACCCGGCCCACACUGCAGCCACACGGAGAUCAUUGUGACCCUUGGAAACAUGCAGAGACUCUGCCUGAAUCCAAUGGACAAGAAUGUAGAGAGUUACAUUAAUAGGGUAAUGCGCAAAAAAUGAUUGGGAGGCAGGCUACUGGAUGUAUGGUCCCCAGUAACACAGAGCCCACAGCAUUUAGAGCCCUUUCAUGGAUGCAUGCAACAUCUACACUGUACAUGCUGCAUGUAUGUAUUGCAGCUGAGAACUCCAAAGAUUACAUUGGUGGACUGCAGUGUCUAAACGGCCCUUGGUGAUUUUGUGUGUGUGUGUGUGUGUGUGUGUAUGUGUAUGUGUAUGUGUAUGCAUAGACCAAGCACCCCCUGCUCAUCCCAAUGUGCCCUUGAAGGGACACUAGCAUCACCCUGACCCUGGUUUUUGGAUGGUUGUGUGGUUAUUCAAAAUGAAAGGAUAUAAUGUAUGCAUGUCUAUUGAACAGACAUAGCGUCAUUGCAUUAUUUAUUAGUAUUUUAUAUUGAUUCAUAUUUUUUUACUUAUGAAGCUGCAAUAUUGUAACAAAGAAUAAAUUCUUUUACAAUAA
This is a messenger RNA of Brienomyrus brachyistius, 859 nucleotides long. Its product is annotated as C-X-C motif chemokine 2-like. The transcript has 4 exons. Gene Ontology annotation, biological process: chemokine-mediated signaling pathway; antimicrobial humoral immune response mediated by antimicrobial peptide; cellular response to lipopolysaccharide. Bases 16 to 402 code for a protein of 128 amino acids. Gene Ontology annotation, molecular function: CXCR chemokine receptor binding; chemokine activity. Gene Ontology annotation, cellular component: extracellular region. The record is from RefSeq and is a predicted model, not a curated record. NCBI's taxonomy places the organism in Eukaryota, Metazoa, Chordata, Actinopteri, Osteoglossiformes, Mormyridae.